GUGCUUUCGGUGGAAAUUUGUUGGAUUACUUCGUUUGUAUAAAAGAGCAGGCGCUGGUCAGCAACAAGCAACAGUUACAACGGUAAUUCACCGCAACACAGAUCUACAAUUCGCAAUCGUUCCACAGCCGAGAAAGGAUUAUCAAAAUGCUGAAAUUGGUGGUGUUGUUAUCUACUCUGCUUGCCGUCGCAGUUGCGCGCCCCGGCUACCUCUCACACGCGCCCCUGCUCUACUCGGCGCCAGCAACAGUCAUACACGAGCCGGUUUUGGCCAAAGUAGGCGCGGUCGUAAAGAGCUUCCCCACCUCGGUCUCCCAUCAGAGCUCGUCGAUUGUGCACAGUUCGGCCGUUGCUGUGGAGCCCAUCCUAGCGCCCAUUGUGAAGACCACUUACACAGCGCCGGUGCUGCAUGCCGCCCCGAUCUAUAAGACCAUUGCCUUGCCCUCUUUGCAUGCAUCGCCUUCGGCCGGUUGGUGGUAAUGUGGAGCUUUUACAUUAAUUCCAUUUAUCAAACAAAGUGGCGGCUUGUAAGUGGAGCUACGGCUCCAGUACCAGCCAGUUGUCAGUUGUUGGUUUUCAUCUUCAUAAGUUUUGCAUAUUUAUAUAAUUGUUUAUAUAUUAAUAUAAUAAUUACAUAUAGUCGAUCGCAUGUUUGUAAAUAAAUGUCUAAAAUCAAA
Molecule: messenger RNA, 676 nt
Organism: Zeugodacus cucurbitae (melon fly)
Lineage: Eukaryota; Metazoa; Arthropoda; Insecta; Diptera; Tephritidae
Exons: 2
Coding region: 147-479 (110 amino acids)
Source: RefSeq, a predicted model, not a curated record